AGGUCCCUUGAGGUUUGUUUACUUGUGUCUGGCCGGAGAUAAACUUGAGGUCCCAUGACGAGGGUGACCCCUGCGUAUGUGUCCCCCGUGUGACCUGCCCUGCCUUGCCCUGCCCCGCCGUGCCCUGCCGCCUGCCAUGUGAGGCGCCACACACACCAUGUCAAGCGGGGACGACGGCUGGAAGGAGAGACUGGGCAUAGACUUCCCCAUUGACCUGUCAGACUCAGACAUCGAGGAGGAGCGAUUCGGCGGCGCCUCGCCCAGGAGAAGGAGUUCUGGCUUCAGCCUCAAGACAAACAGUGAUGAACUCAUCAUCUCAGAAGAAACGGAGAGGGUGGAGAGUUUUGACUCCUUCUCUCAAGAAGAGGAGGAACUGGCCAAGUACUUGAAGGUGUAUGGGAGGACACCACCUCGGACCGUGCGUCUCCGCAGACAGAAGGAGAGGGAUGCCUAUUGUUUGCAAGCCAAGGAGGCAGCUAAGGCAACACUGAAACGACGAGACACUUCUGAGCGGUUCCUCUCCCUCCCAGGGUUCACAGACCAUGGCAUUGCUGAAGCUUCUCCUGAAAGGACGCGGCAGCACAUCCGGGAGAGGAAGCGGUCCAAGGACAGGAAGCGUUCCCGGGAAAGGAACCGCAAGAAGUCCACCGUCGAGAACCUGGCGAGUGUGUUGAGCACCCUCACCACCCAGGAGUCUGAUGAGCGGUGUGAGAGCAUGCCACCCCUCUCCCCGGCAUACAAGGUGGAGUCGAGGACACGGUACAUGAGUGUGUCUUGCCGCAAGGUGAAUGACGAAGAUGAGACAGAGCAGACAGAGAUCCGCAAGCAGUCCACCGCAGAGCUGCCGCAGGACCGGGUCGCCUACUACAAGCAUCUGCAGGGCCAGGUCAAGGUUGGCUCCCAGGACCUCACCUUCAGCAGCCGCCAGCAGAGUGAAGAAGAGGCACUGUACCAGCAGGAGCUCUAUGAGAUACUGUGGCUGGAGCUGCAGGCAUGGCAGGCUGGCACUGACUGCACCACCUAUGACCUCCAGCUGAUCAUACAGAGGAAUGAGGUCUUGGACAUAAUCCAGGAAGUUCUAAACUUCAAGUUUGAUCCAGACCGACAAGAGAAGCACCAGGAAAGUUUCACAAGUUUUCCCAAUAAAAAGAUAACAACAGUUGAUGAGCUGGUGACAACGGGUGACCUCAAGAUUGGUGGCAUCCCUGUGGCUGCCCAUGACCUGCUGGAUGGGUCAGGCAGCAGCAGGAUGGGGGGGGGAGAGGAGGAGUGUGAGGGGUGUCUGUCAAUCUGGUGUGUGCCCUGCAAGGACAACCAAACCAAGGCUCUCAUGCAAGUUGCUGCUUUGCUGAAAAAGCUUGACUAUGCUGAGUCCCUUUUCCCCUCCACCCAGAAGCUGGCUUUCCACCAUCCUGAGUGGAAGCAGCACAACUUCAUCAACAGGUACAAGGCGCUGUGUGUGUGGUACAACACGACGGUGCAGCUCAGGAUGAAGGUGAAGGUCCUCGGGAAGCUUCUUGGGAACAUGACCAAUACUCUCAUCCCUUGGCCAGACUUGACCACCAAUUUUGUUGACAUCACGACCCCAACAUCCAGCCACGACUCAGGGACACAGUUCCCUCAGCAGUUCGAGGAGAAUCCCCAGGAGACAGAGACACAGGUCCCAAAGUCCUCGUCCAUGUCCAAUGUCCGCUUCGUCAUUGACAGCGACAAGUCGGACGCCAGCUCCAAUCCCUCAGACUCCAACAACUCCACUGACUCAGGCCACACCACAGCCAGCACCAACAGUGGCUUCCUGAUGCCCCCCAGCCACUCAGUGGGCCAGGCCUCCUCGGGGCUCCGUCGCUGCCUCAGUGAUAUCUUCAUUGAGGCCAACCCUUACAGGAAGUAUGUGGAGAAGCUUCUGAGGAACAAAGGGAUGAAGAAGACGUUUGACAAGGUAGCGGAAGUGAUACGCGACGUGAUGAACCGCACCAUGUGUGUCCUGGAGUUCAACCACGAUGAGAAGCAGAAGAAGGCUGAUUCUGACAUCAUGUCCAAAGCUCUGGCUGAGACGUCACAGGAGCUGAGUCGGUACAGAGCAUGGACGGCAAAGUUCACUGAGAUGGGGCUGCCAUCCUUCUAUGCACUCUUCAUCUUCCUGUCCUCAGUUUCACUCCAGAUGAUGCGGGAGUGUCUCAAGCUGCGUCUGGAGCAGAUGCCGGAGAAGCCGUCACGGCUCAGCAUCAGGGAGCUCAUGAGGGAGUACAAGGAGGGAGUGAAGUUUGCUGUGCUGGUGAGGCAGAAGUACCUGCGAGUGUGUCAGGCACUGUUUGCUCACCUCACCCCCAAGCUGCGGGAGAACCUGGAGGUGAGGCAGAACCAGGCUAUUGAGGAGCUGGACGCCAACAUUAAGAGGAUGCUGGAGGUGUAUCUGGAGUGGCUGGACCAGUUUGUGUGUAUGCUGCACCGGGAGCCUCAUGCAUCAGGUCUGCAGCGUAACUUCCUGCAAGAGGAGUGGCGAUUUGUGCAGGCCACUUGUCCCCACGUCACUGAGGGGGACAGCCUGGCAGCCACACGCUUCUGCAACAUUGCCUGCCACAUGCUGUGCAGUGUCGGCGACUUCAUUGACACUGGGAUAGAUGACCAGAUGGCAGCCAUGCAGGAUUCCACCCUCGGCAACCUGGACGACAUCGAGGAAGACGAGGACUUGGAGCAGGAUGAGAUUCAGAAGAAGCGUCUCCGCCAGCGCUGCCGAGCACUGCAGGUGUUGCUGGCAGAGACUCGGGAGCGGUCGCUGCGGGCCGCUGGGCUGGCCAAGAUGCUGAGGAAGGACCUGGAGGUGGCUGCUGAGUUCAGUCUGUGUGAGGGGCCAGAGCUUGUGCUGACCCGGCUGCAGCUCACUGGUCAUGUCAGGGUGUUGGCACCUCAUAGUCACAACCAUUUCAUCUUUGUGCCGGGUCGCAUCAAGGACAAGCGGGAGUACAUCUGGAACCUGCUGGACAUGAGGGUGGGCGGCAUGGACCAGGACGAUGACGAGCUGGGAGGCUACCUGGUGCUCAUGCGGUGCGACAACCUGGCCUCCUCCUGCCUCUGGUCGGGGGAUGUCAUUGAGAUUGAACCAACAGCUGACUGCACCAUCACUCUCUCCAGGAUUGUGGUUACAAGUCUGCUGGUGGUGGUGUCGUCUGGCACAUUGCUUGUUCCUCUGCGGAGGGAGUUCCAGCACUGCAUGGGCAACACCGUGACUCUUGUGCGUGACCAGACGGCUCCCAACAAGGCCGUCACUCACUCUAUCGACGAGCUCAAGAAAGAGGCUCUGGGGCUGUGUGACAACCUGGUGAAGAGUGUGCGGCAAGUGGAAAGCCUCACAGACCUGGAGGUGGUGACGCCUGACGUGGAGGACAGUGAGCGACACCACCUGCAUCUGGUGACGCGAGAUGUGGUGCACCAGUACUUCAUGUUCGGCUUUGAGUACCACAAGGAGGUGACGCGCUUAGUGACAGGGCAGCAUCGGGCUGAGGUGGCACCAAUGCUGGUCAAUCUGGCACGCAUGUGGAUGAAGUUUGUGAAGGCGCACUACUCACAAGGGAAGGGUUCCCGGCCAAGGUGGGCCAAUGCUGGCUUGGAGUUCAUCGUGUUUGUGUGCAACCCUCACAACACCUGCUACCUCCAGGAACAGGACUUCCAGCAACUGGUGAAGGAGAUUGAAUGCUGCCGUGACUACAUCAUCGGCACUGCACCAGAGACCAAACAGCCGUGCACGCCCCUCACACCAGUCCUGCCUAGACACUUCAGGUCACCAUCAACGUCAUCUGUCGUCCACCAUGCACCAGAGAGGUCCUUGUCCACUCAGUCAUCCUCCUCCCAGGGUGACUGCUCUCCUGUCAUCAACCCAACAGACAGUCCACUGCUCAGGCGGCACUUGAAAAGCAAAAGUCAGCCCACUGUGGAGAAGCUGGUGGAUGUGACAGACUCGCCCAGCCAGUACUCAGAGAAGCCCAUUCAGAGGGUGCGGAGGAAGAUCUUCACAAUGGACACCAAACUGGAUGAGCGGCUGAGGGACGAGAGGGUGAUUGGCCAGGUGUCUAACAUUCACCGGGACAAGAUCCACUUCAAGCCACGUACCGUCAACUUCUCAUGGCAACGAGGCUUCAAGAUUGGUGCCGGUCGCUUUGGCAAGGUGUACACGGCAGUUAACAACAACACUGGUGAGCUGAUGGCCAUGAAAGUGCUACCGCUGCAACCCAAUGACCACCGCUCCAUCCGCCGCGUGGCAGAUGAGUUCCACAUCUUCGAGGGGAUCAGCCACCCACACCUCGUCAAGUGUUAUGGUGUGGAGAUACACAAUGAUGAGAUGCUGAUGUUCAUGGAGUACUGUGAUGAGGGGACCCUGGAGAGCCUGGCCACCAGCACGGAAACAGGGCUGCCAGAGGAGCUGGUGAGAAAGUACACCCGGCAGCUGCUGGAGGCCGUGCACGCUCUGCAUGAGCGCGGCAUUGUGCACCGCGACAUCAAAGGAGCCAACAUCUUCCUGACAGAAGAGGGGAACAUGCUCAAGCUGGGAGACUUUGGGUGUGCAGUGCGGCUGCGGGGCCACCAUACAGAGGUGGGGGAGCUGGCUGGCAUUGUGGGGACCCACGCAUACAUGGCUCCUGAGAUAUUCCAGUCCAGUGAGGGCCAUGGGAGGGCAGCCGACGUGUGGUCUGUGGGCUGCGUGGUGAUAGAGAUGGCCACUGGCAAGCGGCCGUGGCCUGAGUACGACAGCAGUGUGCAGAUCAUGUUCCGGGUGGGUAUGGGCCAGUCCCCCACCAUCCCCAAGCACCUGUCUGAGGAGGGGCAUGAGUUCCUGGCCAGCUGCUUCAUCCAUGACCCCAAGAAGCGUGCCACCACUGCACAGCUGCUGGACCACACUUUUGUCAAGGUGGAUACAGGAGAAGACUGCCCCUCCCUGCCGCUCUUCUCCCACCCCCCGUUUGUGCCUUACAUGAAGCUCCUGUCAAACACGUGAGGGGAUGACUGCUGGAUGGAGGUUAGGGUAGGGUGGGUAGGUUAACAAAGCGACUCUCAUUGCUGUGUGCAAUUAUAUUUUUUAUAAUGGAAGGAUGGGAGUGUGAGUGAGUGUGUGCAUGUAGGUGUGUGCAUGUAGGUGUCUGGCCCUGCCUACCCUCAUUGACCAGGAGUGUUGGGCUGCUACAUACAGAGAUAAUGGAAAGAAAAAUUGGAUUCAGUGGACAGCUUUUAAGUAUUUAUUGUUUUUUAUCAUAUUUAACCAGAUUAUUGGGUAUAUUAACAAGGGUUUGUGUAAAAGUAAUAUAUUAGUGCAAAGUGUGGCUGCUGGAGAUGGUACAAUGGUACUGCAAAGUACCACCACUAGCUUGAGGUUGCUUUGUAGGAGAGAGAGAGAGAGAGAGAGAGAGAGAGAGAGAGAGAGAGAGAGAGAGAAUGUAUAGAUAACUAAUUAAGUGAAACCACUAGAUAAAUUAAUCAUAAAAGACAUAUUUUCUUAAAACUACUAUUACCAUAAUUGUUGAGGUGCCUUGUGUUGUUUUGAUCAGCAGGGGAGCUACUUGUAAUGACAUGCAUUGCCUGAAGGGGAGCAGGAUGUGCUGACCUUCCACUCAAGGGCUGGCAUCAGGAAAUAAAGCUUUGCUCUUCAAGAAAUCCUAAAGUCAGCUGUGCUCUGCUCUGCCUUGAGUUCCCAAUCCCUUUCUUUCACAUAGUUAUAUUGUGAGUUAAUUAAUUUUUUGUUCAAUACUUUCCUUUCCAAAUUUGAAUUUAGCACAAGUUGAAGGCAGUAGUUGUGAAGAUGUAAGUGUUCAUUAAUUCAUUCUAAUGUUCUGAUUUGAUUGCUACAUUUGUUCAGGAGUCAUCAAAACAACAGUGCAGGGGGUUAGUCUUAAGGUUUCUCAUACAAAGAAUGUGCAUGUGUCGUAAUGUGUCAAGCAGAGUUGUGUGGUGUUGGGGAGAACUGUAUUCAUUGAUGCUGAAGAUAAAAGAUGAAAGUGGAAGUUGACCCAAGAUGUGGAUAGAUUGGCAUAAGUAGAUAGGUAGAAUUGUGUAUGGAUGUGCAUGUGUCUGUGUGUGUGUGUGUGUGUGUGUGUGUGUGUGUGUGUGUGUGUUUGUGUGUGUGUGUGCGCGUGCGUGCAUGCGCAUUUGCAUACGUGUACACAUGCAUUUGUGCUUCCAUGCAGUCAUAUUUGCAGUUGUGUGUACUUUAGGACAAAUGAUAAUUCAUCUAGCUAGCCAGCCUUGUGUCGUCUUUGAGAAGCAUUGGUGAUCACAAAACCUAUUAGCUUAUGUCUCAGUGCAAGUUGUCAUGACACUGGUGUUCAAACAUUCUCUCUUGUGCCAUGACAUCAGUUUGGUUUGGGAGUUUACAGUUUAUUGUUAUAAUUGUAGUGUAAAUUCUACUUCUACAUUUUGAAUGGUCCUGUUGAACAGUCAAUACAAUCAAUCUCACACACACACACAUUAGUCAGGUCAUAGAACCAGACUAGUUUCCUGGUCCAGUUCACUUACAUCUAGAAUUGUCUUGUAGUUUCCAGUGCCUAGCAGAUUUUGUCUUAACACAGAAAUGCUGAACUUAUUGUACAUGUUUUUUUUAUACAUUACUCAAACACUCCAUUGCAUAUUGUCAUGUUUUUUGGGAGCUUUUCCAUUGUUGUCAGGGAAUAGACUUGCUCUUCCAGAAGUAGACUGAGAGUUGGCAUAAUAGGGAAGAAAAGGAAUCAAUAGAAUGUAGCUGUUACUGAUUCAUCAUCUUAUGAUGCAAUUGUUCUAAUCAGCUGAAUUUUGAAAACCAUCAUAAUAAGAACUUAGUUUGAAAGGACAAAUCACUGUGUAUGAUAACAUGGGGAACACAAGUUAUAAAUAAGAGCUCAAAUGCUUGAUGGUGUCACUUUUGGUAGCUUCCAUGUGCGUGAUGCCCCACACAUGAGGCAGCCGACACCAAGCUCAUUAUGCAGGUUUGCAGCUUAUAGUUUCCCACUGGCUAGUUAGGCAUGUUUCAUAUUUUGUACCUAGAUGACAAGUGCAUGACUGUGGGGAUGGUCUGUGUUAGUCUUGAGAAAUAAUAGAACACAUCAGUAUUGCUAUCUCAAGUCAACAGCAAUAUUUAUCUUUAAAAGUCUGGUAUGCUUGAUAUUUCUUCAUCCAAUUAUUGAUCAACAGCUAAUUUUGGAUAUUAAACUAUGUAGUAAAUAAGAUGUCUGUGACAGUUCAAUACCUAAGAUAUUACAUUAUGAAACUAAAAUGUAAAAUUAUUGAAUAUAGUAAUAUGUAUUGCAAGUAACAAGUAAGAUCAAAGAGAGAGUGCUCAAGUGUGUGUGUGUGUGUGUAUGCUAGAAGUUGAGUAGGAAGACUAUUAUGUAAGAGUGAUCAGGUGGGCUUCAUGCUACUUGACAAACACAUGAAACUAAUGGGCUGUAGGAAUAAUUAUUAUAAGCAACUGUAUCUACUUUUUACUCCAGGGAAUUUUGUAUCACAUAACCAUAAGUAUGUAAGAGGCAGGUAUGGUAGUAUUAGAUGGUUGUGCAUCCACAGAACCUCAGCAGCUCUGUAUGUGUACAGUCAGGAAGGAAAUGUUAUUUUGUGACUACUCAGCCAAUCACUUAUCAAACUUGCUGAGGGCACACUUUUAAGACAUGUAUCACAAAAUCCAUCAUAGCAAGUGUGUUUGCACCUCAGCCUAUCACUAUUGAAGACAUUUUUUUCCUAACUGUACCCAAGAUAUUCCCUUGAGCCGUCCCUCGGAGGAGUGGUGCACCGCCACAGUCCAUGGCCACGUUUACUUGUGUACUCAACCAAAGCAACUCCACCCGGCUUGUGGUGUGGCCUAGGCUGCUGUUCACUGAUGUUAACAGGAUGACUCAUAAUAGGCAAUGAAGGCCGGACUCUUUAUGCCGUUCAUUUUCUCUAGGAAUAAGUCAAUCCAAAUAUAUUUUAUUACCUAUUCUACCUGACAGUGCAGCUGUUCAAGGGGCUGUUGUAUUAUGGAAAGUUUUAGCACUUACUGCUCUGGAGGCAGCUUGUGUGAUGCCAUGGAUGGUGACAACGUGAUAUGAUAACAGGAUAAGAAGCAUGGGAUAUUAUAAUCACAAGAUUAGUCUCAGCUAAUAAGUGACCAUUUUUAAGUGACAUUUUUAACCAGUGAGGUGGAGUUAUCUGUGGUUCGCUGUUUUAUGAUACUGUGCACUUGUUUUUUAAGCUUUCCAUUCUAGAAGGUGCAGUCAGACCAAAAAUAAUGUCAUAACUUCUUGUUUGGCAACCUUGUCUGAGGACACCUUCUAGGCUGGGGUGCCUCAAUUGUUGCACCUUAUGUGACUAUAAUGGUUUUGUAGUAAUAGUUCAUUCUUUAAUACUUUUUAUUUCUUAUUGUAUUUAUACUUCUAUAUCUUUACCAACAUUUAGCAUUAUUGAAGUUUAUUCAUGCACUGAUCACUUCUAGAACCUGGCAAACCUUUGGGUGAUUGUAUCCAGAGUAUAGCAAAUAAUUUGUUGAUCUGUCUGUCUCUGAUGCCUUGCUCACUCCAGGCAUGCUCCUCAAGGUGAUGACCAAGGCAGAAGAACCUCCACCUCUCCCUAUCCAAACAUGGCCUCCUUUUUGAUGUGCACUUUUACCCUAUCAUAUUUUCCAAGUAGCCUUUCCCUCUAUACUACUACACAAAUUUGUGGCUUCAAAAUAUAAAAUUAAUUGCUUUAUAUGCCAUGAACAUCAUUGAGAUUGUGAGGCAUGAAAAAGAUGAAAGUUUCAGUCUUGAGACAUUCACUUCUACUGUUGUAGUGAAGGGAAGGUGAAUAUCUCUGACUGAGGUAAAUUAAGACUGUAUGUUGCUCUGGUAGGGUUAGAAGAGAGCACCAUCCCUCUCACCAUCAAACAGUCAUAAACUAGGAUUGAACCUGCAACCUUUGAGCUGUGUGCUGAACAGUGUACCAGAGCUACCUGGCCCCAGUAGUGAAAGGAAGACCUCAGGCCUGGGCACUCCUGCUGUGUCCUAAUGGAUGGACACGUUUGAAAUGUUUGUGCACUGAAUUAUACGUGUAUUUAGUCAAUUUAGUUACUAGUUAGUCUUAGCUGUUAAGUUGUAAAUAUAUAUUCAUGUGAUAAAAUGAUAUUUGAUAAUUUUCAUAGAGAUUUUUAGAAAGCAAUGUUUAGUACCGUUGCAGAAUAGCAGAAAAUUCUCCAGCCUUCAGAAAAAUGUUUCUUGUCUGUAAAUGUAAAAGUUUCACAAAAUUCUCUAUUCUGAUUAUGAGAUCUUUAAGAUCACAACUUGCAUCAGUUAAACAAAUAGCCUUAGUAUGUGGGACAACUGCAAUGGAGGCCAUGCUUGUGAUGCAGUCUGUUGUUGCUGACAGUUUUAUGUAAUGGUCAUUAACAAUUUAUUUUCAUGAACUUUAAGUUGACAUCAGUGUUUUGAAACAGCCAGUGGUUGUUGAGUGGAAAAUGGCAAUGCCUGUGGCUCUGUACUCAGCUGCUGAAAUGAUUCAUGAGAAGUGUGUCUCAGCAUGACCUCCAUUACUGUACCAACUGACUUUGUCGUUCUCCCCAACUUUGUUCAUCAAUUUUUGAGGUGUCAGGAAUUGCUGAACUUCCUGCUGCUCCUAGCCCAUCAAGUGUCAGGACAAGGCCAUGUUGCUAUUAUCCUCGCCCUGUGAAGGUGCUGUAUUUCUGUGAUGGAAAGUGACAUUGUGGAAUGUGAGCUUACUGUAGCAGCAUAAUAUUGGCAUCAAAAUAUUAUAUGAAAGAAAA
Molecule: messenger RNA, 9730 nt
Organism: Scylla paramamosain (green mud crab)
Lineage: Eukaryota; Metazoa; Arthropoda; Malacostraca; Decapoda; Portunidae
Product: mitogen-activated protein kinase kinase kinase 4-like
Exons: 27
Coding region: 158-4990 (1610 amino acids)
Biological process (GO): protein phosphorylation; MAPK cascade
Molecular function (GO): ATP binding; protein kinase activity
Source: RefSeq, a predicted model, not a curated record